Telopea speciosissima is the source of this 1819-nucleotide messenger RNA. Its product is annotated as trihelix transcription factor ASIL2-like. Lineage: Eukaryota; Viridiplantae; Streptophyta; Magnoliopsida; Proteales; Proteaceae. The record is from RefSeq and is a predicted model, not a curated record. The transcript is spliced from 2 exons. Gene Ontology annotation, cellular component: nucleus. Bases 601 to 1677 code for a protein of 358 amino acids. Gene Ontology annotation, molecular function: transcription cis-regulatory region binding.
GAUUUCUUUCUCAUCUUUAUUUUGCUACUUCACUACCUCAGCAUCUUCUUGCCGAGGGAGGAAAGAAAAGAGGAGCAUUUCAAUAGCUCAACCGGGUAUGAGUCCAUUCAUGAGAUUCUUCUCUGUUCAUUUGGACUGAAACUCAUUGCUUACUUGUAAGUUCAUCUGUUAAUGUGCAUUUCUUUCUUUUUAUUGGCACCCAAUUGAAUUCUGCUUCUACCCAUUUCUUCACUCUAAGAAGAGAGCUUGUAACAAGCUCCGAUUCUCGUUAACGUUAAACCCAGUGGUAUUUUGCUGCUAAAUUUAGGCAAACUCAUUAAAUUUUGAUUUUGGGGUCUGGAUUUGUUGAGGAAGCGAUGAUUUUUAUGGGCUGACUGGUUUUUUAAGGAUUGGGUUGUGGGUUUUGCUUGAAAUUGAGGAUUGAAUGGAGGGUCUGCAAAUAGUGAAUUAUCCCAGAUGAUAAUUUCGCUGCAAAACUUCCAAAUUCUCAGAGAAAUUGAUUCUCCAGUCUGGGUUUGUUGAGGAAAAUGAUGGGGUUUUAUGGACUGACUCAUGUUUUAGGGGUUUUGAAGGUGAUUUUUGCUUGAAAUUGUGGAUCGGAUGGAGGGUCUGCAAAUAGGGAAUCAUCCCACCACUCAGGAUUCACAGAUAAGAGUCCCAGUGGAGGAUGAGUAUAAGCCUGCUGAGUGCCUGCAAUCAGCACAAAUCCAAGUGGGUGCUGGAGAAAUUGCGGCAGCAAAACCCCCAGAUAGGAUUAAAAGGGAUGAAUGGAGUGAAGGAGGGGUGAUGAGCUUGCUUGAUGUUUAUGAAGCAAAAUGGCUGCUUAGGAAUCGUGCUAAGUUGAAGGGAAGCGAUUGGGAGGAGAUAGCCCAGCAGGUUUCAGUCCGAUGUUUUGCCACAAAGUCUGCAAAGACUCCCAAUCAAUGUAAGAACAAGAUAGAAUCCAUGAAAAAACGCUACCGGGCAGAAUCAGCUGUUAACAACUCUGUUUCCACCUCUUCCUGGCAAUUCUAUGCCAGGAUGGAUGGAUUAUUGAAAGGAACUUACUGUUGUCAAUCCAAGGUUGACGAUUGUGUCAAUGGUGUGCCUGAGUCUGGUUUGCAUCCUCUGUCGAAAGUAGAAAUUGAUGAUACUACACAGCAUGUUCUGCAAUGGGUUAAUGACAAUGGACCUAUCCAUCCGCAGAACCUUGGGAAGCCUUUAAAUUGUGAGAUUGUUGAUGUAGAAGCUGAUGCACAUAUGCAAGACAGCAAUCAAGAUGAUGAGUCUAAUGCACUUCCCAAUAACAGGAAAUCCAGUAGGGUAACAGACAGUGAUGAAAGUACCCCAAGGAGCAAGAUUGCCAACAUGGGAGAAGGGUCUGGCAAGGUCAACCCAUUUAAGAGAAGGAAGAAUUCGAGCAGCAAUGUGGCAGAAAGUAUAAGGUUGCUUGCGCAUUCUCUCUUGAAGAUUGAGCGGGCACGGAUGGAAAUGUAUAAGAAUUCAGAGCGUCUGAGAGCUGAGGCAGAGAUCAGGAGGAGUGAAAUGGAGCUUAAGAGGACAGAAAUAAUAGCUAAUACUCAAUUGCAGAUUGCUAAGCUUUUAGCUAGGAGACCACGUAAUCAAAAGAAUAAUGGUGGAAGUUCAUCAUUGAGAGCUGAACCAACUGUUCCCACAAGCACUGAGGGGAGUGGGUGAUGAAUGCUGAUUAGUAGGGAAUGGCAUAAAGAAGAAACUUCAAUGUCAGUUUUUUUUAUCGCAAGCGUAACUUGGCCCAGGGUGAUCUGAGCAUGUAUCAGUUAUUUGUAUUUUAUGCCAAAUUCUAGUAAUUCCAAAUAUA